GCUCCCGCGACUUAAUUCAUUGUAUCGGAUUUGAGACGAGAGGAGCGAUUUAGCUUCGACAAAACCCGAAAGAUCCGACUUUGUGACCGCAGACUGAAGCAGGGAUGGCAGCCAUCCGCAAGAAGCUGGUGAUAGUGGGGGAUGGAGCUUGUGGAAAGACAUGUCUCCUGAUUGUCUUCAGCAAGGAUCAGUUCCCUGAGGUUUACGUCCCCACCGUGUUCGAGAACUACGUUGCUGACAUAGAGGUGGAUGGUAAACAGGUGGAGCUGGCUCUUUGGGACACGGCCGGUCAGGAGGACUAUGACAGGCUGAGGCCUCUUUCCUAUCCAGACACUGAUGUCAUUCUCAUGUGUUUCUCCAUAGACAGCCCUGACAGCUUGGAAAACAUUCCGGAGAAGUGGACACCUGAGGUCAAACACUUCUGUCCAAACGUCCCCAUCAUCCUGGUAGGAAACAAGAAAGAUCUCCGUAACGACGAGCACACACGCCGAGAGCUGGCCAAGAUGAAGCAGGAGCCAGUAAAGUCGGAGGAGGGACGGGACAUGGCCGGGCGCAUCGCGGCUUUCGGUUACAUGGAGUGCUCCGCCAAGACGAAGGACGGCGUGCGGGAGGUGUUUGAAAUGGCCACCAGGGCGGCGCUGCAGGCCCGCCGCGGAAAGAAGAGCAAUAAAUGUGUACUGCUGUAAAGAAGCAGGCAUAUUUGGACUGUUUUUACCCCCUGGGCUCUUACGCCAGGGGAUAGUGCUCGGGAGGGAUUUACUAGAAGGGGGGAGGGGAGGAAAAAGAGUGCAGUAAAUGAAUACGCUGUAACCUGGCUGUUUUUGACGGACUCCAUUUACCCUGGGACUGGGGUUGACGAAGCUUUGAUGGAGGGAAAUGGACGAGGGAGGAGGGGGAAUCAUCAUAAAUGAUUACCGCUGUAAACCAUCGGGCCCUUUACCUGCGGGUCUACCAUCAGGGCGGGAGAUUUACACCAGCUACCAGUCAAGCGUCGGUGCAUUUAGUCUUUUCAACAAGCCACUUACACUGAUUAAUAUUAUUAGAUUCUUUAUUCAAACCUGACAAGUUGACCGUCGGUAAGGAGAGGUUUAUAUCUUUCCUAGGUGGGUGAACUGACUGCACAGUGACCAUGUGGGAUAUUUAUCCCCGGUUUUCAUUCCUGGAGUCGGGGACUUCGAUUGUACGGCUGAUGGGACGGAGGAAGUGCAGCGCGGGGCUAAUGUGCGCCUCUUCGUUUUACGCUCCCAUCCUGCCUGUUAACAUGCAGUUGACACCAGAACGACCUCAGAAGAAGACAAACUUCCACUGAUCUGUAUUCCUCAGAACUGAUUUUAAAUGGUUGUGAUUUGUAGUUAACAUCGUGACCAGGAGCAUUUUAACACCCUGUUCUUAAUCGAGCCGUCACAUGCUGUAGGGGCUCAGGCCUUAUUUGUUUUAUCGGAGGUUACGUGUCUGCACGAACAACUCGGUGACGUUUUUGUGUCUCACUAGCUAAUCCUUUACUGAGACACCCAACAACAAACGCAUCAGCCUCUAGUCUUAAGAUAAUCUUCUACUGUCCUGGUAUUAGGUGCUGUAGUCGUCUGCACCUUAAAUUGGAAAAAAAAAAAAACGUUCCUCCUUUUCUGCUUUUUAGAUUAAAUUUGCUGAUCUGAUUAAAAGUGGAAGGCAGAUGGCUAUCUCUUCCUGCCUCAAAAUGUAGGCAUCUUACCACGGCGUCGGUGUGGAGCUCCUCACCGUGACAGCUACGCACACGCUGCUCUCCGCUGCAGCUGGUUUGUCUUCUCUGACGUGAUCCGCCAUCAUUUGCAUGUUAACAGGCAUUCAAUCAGUGGAAGUGGCAGAUGAAUCAGUCCCCCAGGAUGACGACGGUAACUUCCUGGCCUGUAUAUUACCGCCGGAGCAGCUCCCAUCCCUUCCUGUUCCACUUAGCUGACUCCCGGUCGUCAUCUUCUUCCCCUGGCUGUAGACCAGGAUGAAAAACAAGGAGAGGAAAGUAUUGUUUACAUGCGCACCACUGAUUUCUUUCGGGAGGGGGUGUAAAUGACUAUGAAUAUUGAUUUUUAGGCAUGUAUAAAGGUUGAACAUGCAGUAAUGACCUGUAGUUCAUUUUUAAUGGAAAAGAAAAAGGUGCCUGAGGUUUACCACGGUGUCAUUUACAUGUCUGAUUUAUACCAGUAAACUGUUGGUACUCGCCAACUGUUAAACAAGUACUUGAGACAAACAAAAAAAAACAUGUAAAAUUAUCUUUUUGUCCAGAGUAAUGUGCAUGGAAAUGCCAGAAAUGUCAAGUUUGCUGGCUGGAUGGAUUUUGUUCAGGUGAUCCUUGUGGCUGUGGAGAGUAGAUUAACUACCUGCUGUUGUUUUGGGGUUAAUUUUUUUUUUUAUUUUUCUUUUCUUUUUUCUUUCUGAAAACAAACGUAAGCAUGGCCAGUUGUUUUUGGAGUUAAUCAGCCACCAGCUUUUCCUGGCUUUUCCAUGUAGAGCCGGCAGAUUUGGGCUCUCGGCAGCGUUGUUCUUCUUCCUGGUCUACGAGGUGGAGCCAAUUCCAGAAAUUAAUGUUUUUGUACUUUUUCUUUUUUUUUUCUUUUUUUCACAGCUUUUAAAAAUAUAAGUCAAACAUGUCUAUCAGUAUUUAAAAAAAAAAAAAAAAAAGAGGUGGAAGUCUAGGGAAUUACACAUGUUCUUGCUUUAGUUUUUUUGUUUUGUUUUGCGCUUUACCUGGAUUUUUCUGAUGAUUUACACUUGGUUGUAAUGACCCGUCAAUCCCUGCCAAAUGCUGUUAUUGGGCAGUCAGGAGAAGGGCUGGCCUCUCGGCUGCCUGUCUGGAGCAUCCCGAGGACCACCAGUGCUGGCUUUGUUUCCUCUUGUUUGUUUUGCACACAAACUUGGCUGAAAAGACUAAAGUUAAAAAAAAAAAAAGACUCAUUUCCUAAUGUACAAAUCAUUUUUAUGCCUAGUUUUUACUGUAAUUUUAAAUCUUUUCUUUUUUCUUUGAUCCCGAAGCAGUGACGAUAACAAAGGAACAGGAAAACCACGCUGUAUGCAAAGUCUGUAAAUAUAAAAAUGUGGGUUUGUUCAUACUAGACUAUACACACGCACAUGACUGGAAACUGUAUUUGUAAACUAGCUUUGGUUUGUGUAAUAAAUUACUUUCUAUAACACCCAG
Cololabis saira (Pacific saury) is the source of this 3169-nucleotide messenger RNA. RefSeq names its product ras homolog gene family, member Ab (gene rhoab). The transcript has 5 exons. Gene Ontology annotation, molecular function: GTPase activity; GTP binding. Lineage: Eukaryota; Metazoa; Chordata; Actinopteri; Beloniformes; Belonidae. Bases 105 to 686 code for a protein of 193 amino acids. Gene Ontology annotation, cellular component: dendritic spine; cleavage furrow. The record is from RefSeq and is a predicted model, not a curated record. Gene Ontology annotation, biological process: cell migration; small GTPase-mediated signal transduction; stress fiber assembly.